Molecule: messenger RNA, 1011 nt
Organism: Aspergillus affinis
Lineage: Eukaryota; Fungi; Ascomycota; Eurotiomycetes; Eurotiales; Aspergillaceae
Product: RTA1 domain-containing protein
Exons: 4
Coding region: 1-1011 (336 amino acids)
Cellular component (GO): fungal-type vacuole; plasma membrane
Source: RefSeq, a predicted model, not a curated record
AUGUCUUCAACCGAAUCGUGCACUUUGGAAACAUGCUCCCUCGACCUUGCAUACAUUCAAUAUCUGCCCUCCAAUGGCGGAAAUACAUUCCUUUUAGCCCUUUUCUUGGUUAUCCUGCUCGUCCAGAUGACAUUUCUAUUAUGCUACCGCACGUGGGCCUUCUCUAUAACCAUGAUAUGCGGUCUUAUCCUUGAGGCUCUGGGAUAUGUAGGACGGAUAAAGCUACAUUAUAAUCCGUUCGGAUUCACAAAUUUCCUACUCUACCUUGUCUGUCUCACUAUCGGACCGGCCUUCUUUGGAGCAGCAAUCUAUCUCUGUCUUGGGCGAAUCAUCAUUAUCCACGAGGGUGAAGACGUAUCUCGCCUCAAACCGCGGACUUACACAAUUGUUUUUGUGACCUGCGAUGUCAUCUCGUUGAUUCUACAGGCUGCCGGAGGGGCAAUUACGUCUUCUGCUGAAACCAGUGAAUCUCGCACCGAGGGCGUCAAUAUCAUGAUAGCGGGUCUCGCAUUUCAAGUUGCUGCACUGUGUCUUUUUAUGGCAUUCGGAGCCGAGUUCGCAAUCAAAUCGACAAUGGGGUCGAAGAAAUCUAGAGGACUCGAGCCGCUUCGGUCAUCAAACCCAGAGCUUUUCCUGAUAAGGAAUACUCGAAAGUGGAAAUGGUUCUUAAUUUGCAUCCCUGUCGCCACCGUGACUAUUUUCAUUCGGUCCUUCUUCCGCGUCUUUGAGCUGAAUGGCGGGUUUCAUAGCAGCUUGGCUAAUAAUGAGCCUGCCUUGAUGGUGCUGGAUGGCGCUAUGGAAGACGGUGGAACUCGAUUAAGUCGGCAUAAGAAAUGCUGGAGCAUAGACUUACCUAAAGAAGAGAAUGCCAAGGCGCCGAAUGCCGAGAAUUCCCAGCAAAAGCCGGCGAAGGGGUUCUCGGUUCUCGGUCGCCGCAGCACAAACCAUUACUUGACUCUUCCGCCACCUCAUCAGAACGAGAUCUCCGAGAUCCAUCCAACUUUUAUGUAA